Messenger RNA from Chrysochloris asiatica (Cape golden mole), 2757 nucleotides. RefSeq names its product protein phosphatase 4, regulatory subunit 4 (gene PPP4R4). Gene Ontology annotation, cellular component: protein serine/threonine phosphatase complex; cytosol. Lineage: Eukaryota; Metazoa; Chordata; Mammalia; Afrosoricida; Chrysochloridae. The record is from RefSeq and is a predicted model, not a curated record. Gene Ontology annotation, molecular function: protein phosphatase regulator activity.
AUGGAGCGCACUUGGCUGCGGGCAGUGCGCGAGGGAAAAGUGGGCGGAGAGGGGCGGGCGCAGAGGGAGGCGGUGGUCGCUGAGACGUUACGUGGCAGGGCGGCCGCGGCCCGCUCGGGCCCGGGUGGCGAGGGGGCCCGGCGCUCCAUGCAUCCGCCGCCGAUGGAUUUUAGUGAGAACAGCUUAUUUGGCUACAUGGAGGAUCUGCAGGAGCUCACCAUCAUCGAGAGGCCGGUCCGCCGCAGCCUCAAGACACCAGAAGAAAUAGAAAGACUGACAGUUGAUGAAGAGCUCAGCGAUAUUGAAAGGGCUGUGUAUCUGCUCAGCGCUGGUCAAGAUAUCCAGGGAACAAGUGUGAUGGCAAAUCUUCCAUAUUUGAUGCGACAGAAUCCUGGUGAGACACUUCGGAGAGUUUUACCAAAAGUCAGAGAAGCCCUGCAUGUUGCAGGGGUGGAAAUGCAGGUAACGGCUGCGGCGUCAUUUCUGACCAUUCUCCAGGAAGACUCAGUGUCAAUUCAUGCAUAUGCCCACUCCUUCCUACAAGUCAUCCUACUGCAUCUGGAGCACAGGGAUGCAGGUGUCAGUAACGCAUGGCUGGAAACUCUUCUGUCUGUAAUAGAAGCAUUGCCAAAGGACACCCUGAGGCAUGAGAUUUUGAAUCCACUUGUUUCCAAGGCACAAUUAUCCCAAACAGUGCAGUCUCGUUUAGUUAGUUGUAAAAUUUUAGGAAAAUUGACAAAAAAAUUUGAUGUCCAUACCAUUAAAAGAGAAAUCAUUCCGCUGGUAAAAUCACUCUGCCAAGAUGUAGAUUAUGAAGUUCGAUCUUGUAUGUGUCGUCAAUUAGAAAAUAUAGCUCAGGGCCUUGGGACAGAACUUACAAAAAGUGUGGUGCUCCCAGAAUUAAUUGAACUCUCUAGGGAUGAAGGCAGCAGUGUGCGGCUUGCAGCGUUUGAAACUUUGGUUAAUCUGCUUGACAUGUUUGACACAGAUGACAGAAGUCAGACUAUACUGCCCUUAGUGAAAUCAUUUUGUGAAAAAUCUUUCAAAGCAGACGAAUCAAUCCUUGUUUCCUUGUCCUUCCAUCUAGGAAAGCUGUGUCAUGGACUAUAUGGGAUUUUUACUCCAGAUCAACACUUGAGAUUUUUGGAGUUUUAUAAGAAACUUUGUACAUUGGGUCUGCAACAAGAAAAUGGACACAAUGAAAACCAGAUCCCCCCGCAAAUCCUAGAGCAGGAGAAGAAAUACAUGUCAGUACGGAAGAACUGUGCUUAUAACUUUCCGGGCAUGAUUGUUUUUGUUGAUCCCAAAAACUUCCACAUGGAACUCUAUUCUACGUUCUUCUGCCUUUGUCAUGACCCUGAAGUGCCAGUCAGAUACACUAUUGCUAUUUGCUUUUAUGAAGUGUCUAAACUUUUGAAUUCUGGAGUGUAUCUUAUACAUAAAGAACUAAUAACGCUAUUACAAGACGAAUCACUAGAGGUACUAGAUGCCCUUAUAGAUCAUCUUCCGGAAAUCCUGGAACUUAUGUCUGCUGGUGGAGAAAGCAGUACGCAAGAAAAUAAGUUGUCAGCUCUGCCUGAAUUGAUUCCUGCACUCUCCGCUGCUGAGCAGCGAGCCGCAACCUCUUUAAAGUGGAGAACUCACGAGAAGUUACUACACAAAUAUGCCUGUCUUCCACACCUCCUAUCAAGUGAUCAGAUUUACUAUCGCUUCUUACAAAGAAUGCUUACAAUCAUGAUGACAAAUAAUGUUUUGCCUGUCCAAAAGGCAGCAUCACGAACCCUGUGCAUUUUUCUACGCUACAAUCGUAAACAAGAGCAGAGACACGAGGUCAUUCAAAAAUUAAUUGAACAACUGGGUCAAGGAAAAAGUUAUUGGAAUAGACUUCGAUUUUUGGAUACCUGUGAAUUUAUUAUAGAGAUCUUUUCCAAGUCAUUUUUCUGUAAAUACUUCUUUCUACCUACUAUUGAACUGACACACGAUCCAGUAGCAAAUGUGAGAAUGAAACUUUGCUACUUGUUGCCCAAAGUGAAAGCCACUCUAAAGAUCCCUGCAGAUAAGCAUCUACUUCAGCAGUUAGAAAUGUGUGUGAGAAAACUCCUAUGUCAAGAAAAAGAUAAAGAUGUUCUGGCUAUUGUCAAAAGGACCGUAUUAGAGUUGGACAGAAUGGAAAUGUCCAUGAACGCUUUUCAGAAAAAGUUUUAUGAAAAAGAUUUGUUGGAUCAAGAGAAAGAAAGAGAAGAAUUGCUUCUUUUGGAAAUGGAACAACUAGAGAAAGAGAAGCAGCAGAAUGAUGGAAGAUCCCUGAGUGAUAAAACCUUUGAAAAGAAGCGUAGAGACUCUAAGACAUCAACAAGUCUGCCCAAAAGCAUCCCUGUUUCUGUUCCUGGACCCUCGUCUGCCAACCCAUCGACAAGCAAAGAAAUCAAGAAAUCCAAAUUGAUUCGAAGCCAGUCUUUUAAUAAUCAAGCUUUCCACACAAAAUAUGGCAACUUAGACAAGUGCACUAGUAAAACUCCCGCAGUGGCAGACUACACAGCUCCCGUCUCAGGGUUAACGAAGACUUCUGUACUGGCACUAACAGAUGAUUCCUUUCGGACCCGGAAUGCCAACAGCCUUCCAUCUGCCUUUUCUCCCAGUACCCCGUUACCAAGCACGUCCCGUGGGACCAGUCACACAGCUGAUUCAAAGAGCGGUGGGAGUAAAGAGACACAACCUCGGAAGGCCCCCCUAAAAUCCAGAAAAUCCAAUCCCUGA